Protopterus annectens (West African lungfish) is the source of this 15836-nucleotide messenger RNA. RefSeq names its product SH3 domain containing ring finger 1 (gene SH3RF1). The transcript is spliced from 13 exons. Gene Ontology annotation, biological process: negative regulation of apoptotic process; protein ubiquitination; positive regulation of JNK cascade. NCBI's taxonomy places the organism in Eukaryota, Metazoa, Chordata, Ceratodontiformes, Protopteridae. The record is from RefSeq and is a predicted model, not a curated record. Gene Ontology annotation, molecular function: ubiquitin protein ligase activity; protein binding. The coding region runs from base 473 to 3100 and encodes 875 amino acids.
UGCCUAUAGCAACGCACAGUAAGAAACCCGUCCUUCGUCCUAGUCUCAGCACGUCCGACGUGUUGAGUCUUGUCCGCCAAUGACGAGACAGGGGGCGUUGAGGGAGGUUGGGUAUUCGUCCCUGUCCGUCAACAGGCGUUCGGCUGGCGGUACAGCUCGGAUGGAGCUCUGUGAUUUGUAUGUUGAUCCUACAGCUGGGGCAGUGAUCCUAUGUGGAGAGGAGAGUGGGUCCGUCAACUUACCGGCACAACAUUAAGUUUAUUGCGAUAUAUUUUUCUGUUGCUGACUGAAAUUUCGCAGAUGAACCUUUACGUGGGCAUACGAUUGUGCGCUCUUAAUGCUGAACAUCAUCUGCUUGUCAUGUUGUAUUUGUGGCCGAGAAGGGGUGGCAUGAAGAACCAGCCUUAAGAACAUGGAUGAGAUCUAUGUAUGUUGCUUAUUGUUAUGAGUUUUCUGAAAAGCAAAUUUAAAGAUGGAUGAGUCUGCUUUGCUGGACCUACUGGAGUGCCCAGUUUGCUUUGAGAGACUUGAUGCCACUGCAAAGGUACUGCCUUGCCAACACACAUUCUGCAAACGAUGUUUGUUGGGGAUACUUACGUCUCGCAGUGAGCUGCGAUGCCCAGAGUGCAGAACUUUGGUUGAGUGUAGUGUUGAAGAAUUGCCCAGCAAUAUCUUACUUGUGCGUUUGCUUGAUGGCAUUCGUCAAAGACCACGGCGAUCUGGUUUUGCUGGUGGCAGUGGGAGCAGCAACACUGCUUCUCUGAGGAUUCCAAACAACACUGCUGGAAGUUGUGGCAUGAGGGAUGCUCAAAGUUCUCAGAAUAUAGGACAGCUUCAGAGAAUUCAGACGAGGAGUCCACCAGUGAAGGGCAUACCUCAGUUACCAUGUGCCAAAGCGUUGCACAACUACGAAGGAAAGGAACCAGGAGAUCUCAAGCUCAACAAAGGUGACAUUGUUAUACUGCGACGACAAGUGGAUGAAAACUGGUACCACGGAGAAGUCAAUGGUGUCCAUGGCUUUUUUCCCACCAAUUUUGUUCAGGUCAUUAAACCUUUACCUCAGCCACCACCUCAGUGCAAAGCACUUUAUGAUUUUGAAGUGAAGGACAAAGAAGCUGACAAAGACUGUUUGCCCUUUUCAAAGGAUGACAUACUGACUGUAAUACGUCGAGUUGAUGAAAACUGGGCUGAAGGGAUGCUGGGAGAUAAAAUUGGAAUUUUUCCUAUCUCAUAUGUAGAGUUUAAUUCUGCAGCCAAGCAGCUGAUAGAUUUGGAUAAGCCUUUAAAUGCUGGACACUCAGAAGAGGGUAUCUCAGGGGCAGCUUCGAACAACUCAACACAGAAGUCAAGUGACACCAAGAAGAAUACCAAAAAGCGGCACUCUUUUACCUCCUUGACCAUGUCCAGUAAGUCUUCCCAGUCUACCCAGAACCGGCACUCAAUGGAGAUCAGUGCUCCAGUCCUUAUAAGCUCUAGCAAUCCCACUGCUGCAGCUCGAAUAAGUGAAAUUACUGGUGUUUCUGGGAGCUCUCCAUCUCAGGUACAUAUUGGAACCACAGGGCUGAUUGUGACUCCACAUCCCAGCAGCCCCGUCAACACUGUAACUUCUUUUACAUUUCCAUCAGAUACCACAUAUUGUGCUAUCCAGAGGGAUGUUCAGCCCCCUCCUACACCACCUCUUCCUUUGGCUGCUGCUGCUGCUGUUGUGUCUUCGUCUCCACCUGCAGCUUCUCCUGUAGGGCCUAGCCAGAGACCUGCCUCAGGAUCGGGAGAUCAGUCAUUGCAAUCACGGUCUCAGACUCGUCCAAGUGUCUAUGUUGCUCUUUAUCCUUACACCCCGCGAAAAGAUGACGAGUUGGAGCUUCGAAAGGGAUAUACAUAUUUGGUACUUGAACGUUGCCAAGAUGGCUGGUUUAAGGGAGCCUCCAUGCUUACAAGCAAGAUUGGUGUUUUUCCAGGCAAUUAUGUCAUUCCAGUAACAAGGGCCCUUACAAAUUCCACUCAAUCAAAGGUUCCCAUGGCUGUUGCUACUCAGCUUGGAAAAGGAGUGACCUUGGUCAGUCCUUCGAAUGCAGGAGGACAUCAGGCAAAGCAUGCAGGCAAUGGGACAGAUUUCAUUAAGACAAAUGCAGGGGUUGCUGCUGCAACUAUUCCAGCCAACAACUCACAAGCCAAGGUUCUUUUACAUAUGACUGGCCAGAUGACCGUUAACCAGGCUCGUAGUGCUGUUAAAACAGCUGCAGCACACUACCAAGAGAGACCUAUGGCAUCAGUGACUCCUAUCCAGAUGCAGAACCCAGCUUCACAAACUCCAACAGCUUUGAUUGCCCCUCAGCUGUCUUCAGCUUCGCAACAACUUCAGUCUCCACCUGUACCUUCUACUGUUUGUUCUGCUGCAGCCACUGUAGGCAGACACAAUGCAGUGCCUAUUCCUGCACCUGCUUCUCCGACGGUUUCCAGUGCCAGUGUGACAGUAGCAGAUGGUGACAUUAGCGGACGGACCAUGGCUGUACUCCCAGGAGUUCCAGUUGCUACAGACAGUAUUUUACAAAUAGGAAACUGUGCUGCAGCCAGCAGGCUAGACAGGGAUAAGAGGGAAAAGAAAAGUUUGUUAAAGCUGCUCUCUGGGGCCUCAACAAAAAGAAAACCUCGCACUUCCCCUCCAUCAUCACCAACACUGGAAUCUGAGCAAGCAGCAGCCGAGAUGGCUUUACAGGGUGCUUUUGGUCCUGAUGUCCCUUCAGCCAUUAACCAUGGAAGAGCUGUCACAUGCACUAUGGACACUGAUGGGUUUAUCGCACCUGGAAAUGAUAUUCUUAGUCAGAAACCAGGUUCCUUGGACUAUAAUGUUCCAGUAGCUCCUCCUCCAAGACAGCCCUGCUCAUCAUUGAACACUGGCCAGAACGACUCAAGACCAAUUAUUUGUGAAAGGUACAGAGUUGUAGUAUCCUAUCCUCCACAAAGUGAGGCAGAGCUGGAACUGAAAGAAGGGGACAUUGUUUUUGUGCACAAAAAACGUGAGGAUGGCUGGUUCAAGGGUACACUACAGCGAAAUGGAAAAACUGGCCUUUUCCCUGGCAGUUUUGUGGAAAGCACAUGAAAAGACUUGAACUAUGUUGCACACUAAAUUCAUGGUAUACGGCACAAGAAGUCUAACAUGUUACUGAACUUUAAGAGCAAAAUAAAUUUUGAACUCUGCAGCACAAUUACACCAGCAACAAGUAGAGAGAAAUAACUGAUUCUUUCGAGACUUAAUGUGUAAUUGGUGCCUUUUACUGUUCGUACAUAAUGUGGAAUGAACUGCCUUUCUCUUCCAAAUAUCUGAACAAAAACAUUAGUUGUUUACAAAUAUGUAGCUAGUAACUUAUUGGAGUUUUAAACUUUACUUCAUCUUGUAAUAGUACAAUCUUAAGGGUAACGACUUUGAAAUUAAUUUAUAAAGUGUUGCGCGUGGAGAAGCUGGAUUAUCUCCUGAAGAGCUCUUACCUCUGAUAGAGCCGUCUCUUUUUCUCCCACUUGCUUGGGUACUUGGACUGUGUGUUUAUGGGAUUGUGCUGUGCGUAUAGGAUGAUGAAUAUGGUAGCAGAGUUUUUCUGAAGGCAUUUUGUGUUUUCUGGUGUUAAGCAGUAGUAUCAAUUGUCUAUGGUACACUUUUUCUAAAUUAAUCCAUUAAGGUGUCUGCAGCACAUCAUUAAAAAACAUUCCUUUUUCUGUGCAAUGUUGGUUAGUUCACAUUUUUUAGGAAUUGUUGGUUUCCUGGAAUUUUUUUUCUUUACAUCAGAGAAUCUUCAGGGCCGUCAGUAAUUUAAAAAGAAAAGAUAUUUAACAAAUCAUUUGAAUUUAAUGGUUCCAUUUGUCUCUGUGAGCUUCUGAUUUUGAGAUGUUUGUGCAUACAUCUAAACUGUAUAUUGUUAAAAUCUAUUUAGUUUUCCUCAGAAAAACUUGCAUUACUUUCCCUGCUGCAAGUUUAUAUUUUAGAAGUCAUUAUGUGGCCUGUGCUUCUUGAUUGGCUGCUGGCUCAGUUACAAGUCUGAUCAUUUUGACAUGCUUUUAAAACUGUAUGUUUAUAGCAUGUAUGCAAGGUGUUACAUAGUUUGUAAGCUGAAUCUAAUCACAGUACAUAAUGGAUUAAACAACAAGUCUUAGAUUUUUUUUUGUUGUUGAAAAGCACAACACUGGGUUUGUGGGGAUUUCAGCAUGUACAAACCUAAUAUUUCAGUAUUCCUUUUCAGAAUUAAGUGUUUGUCGUACUCAUUUUAUUAUCAGAGUUCUGAUGAUGUGAUUUAGUUUAAAGACUGCAAUACAGUAUUUUUUCUGAUGCAUCAGAAUGGUUUCACAUCUUGGCAAGUAAACCUGUACCCAAAGGUAUAGUCUUGUUUAACAGAAUGCUGAGAGGCUCAGCAAACCAUUGUGGGACUUCUUGCCAGAGAACAUGGAGAAUUUCUGCAGCAUCUAUACUAAAGCAGUUCUUGUGGAUACAGUUUCUAGAAAGGACUUUUUGCACAAAUAUUAAUUUUAGUGUGGAUAACAACUGCUGCAGAGGCUGUUUAACAGUUUAAUUCACUGUAAUUUCUGUUACAGUCUUUACAAAAGGACCUCAGAAAGACAUGGUUUAGUUUGUUCAGAGUGAAUAAAAAUGCAAAGUAAGAUGUUGGAGGUUAUCACAGUUGCAUCAUGGGCCGUGUUCUUCGAACUCAAGGUCAUUAUGAAAGAUUCUCCAGUAGAGUCUGAUAGGUGUUGUCUUUUUACCUGUCAUUUGCAUGUGUCAGCUAAGGUGUAAUAGUGACCUCUACAUUCUGACCUGUCAUGUGGCCUUACUCCCACUUCCAAGUUUUAACCUUGUUUAUGCUACAAAAAAAACGUUUCUUUGUUAUUGUAAAUCUCUUGUCCAUUAUGUAGUUUGGCUUAAGAAAUCUUUAGAGUCCCACAGGAAGAAUCAGAAAAUAAGCUAUUCAGCUUGGUUCCAUUUUCUGUACGAGUAUGUCCUUGUCUGCUUCACUGUCAGCUUUUCAGCUUUUAAAGUCAGCUGGAUCAGUACUUGCACAAGUGCCAUCUAAUUUAAAGCCUCCAUGACACUGAUUUCAUAUCCACUUGCCACUUUUCUUUUGUCAGCAAGCAGUCUUGUUAGGUUGUCAGUUUUCCAAGGUGCAAGGAGAUCAGUUUCUUAAUGUAGGUGGUAACCUCAUAAACAGAGGUAAUAAUUCUACAUUAUGCCUGCUUUCCAGGCAGCAGGUCUUUCAUGUAAAAGAUUUGCUUACUAGUGUGGCUAUAAUCCUUGUAUAUCAGUUCAGUAGUGCAGAGUAACAUUCACAAUAUGUUCCAUUGCUCUACUCCAGGAGCUCGACAGGUAGCCACACAAACCUCCCAAAUUCUGAACCAUUUGACAUCUAGAUCAAGAUUUCCACCCUUAUGUCAUCCUUCUGGGAAAGAUGUGUAGGAGGAAUUGGAGUAAACCUUUGCAACUGUUUCAGACAACUCUACCAUGUGCUAAUUUAUAGCAGUCUGAGAUGAGCAUGUUUCAGUUUUCAUUGGAGGACCCUCACCACAGAAGUACAGCCUUAGUGUUCUAGAUGGAAUUUUUCUUAGUGGGCUUGCAGAUUACUUAUUGUAGUAUAUUCAUAAUUCGGGUGCAUUCAAUUUGAAAAGAGUGCAUAAUUGUGGAUCCAAGCAAGGGCACAUUCACAUCUCAGUAUGUAGGGAUGCCGUGGUUCUACGUCCCUUUGUAACCUUUCCCAUCAAAACAGUUCAAUGUUCUUUAAUGCACUUGCAAACAAAGCACUUUAGUGUCAAGCACUGCGUCAGGAAACUGGAAAACUUGGAGCUGGGUUCUCUGCCAUAGUCUUGCUCAGCUGCAGCCAAUUGCGUUUGCUAUAGAACAUUGUUUAAGUUGCCCAUUUACAACAUGUCAUCUGUUAGCUGCCUCUGGCAUUUUAAGAAAGGCCUUUAUGAAGUGAUGGUAAUUUGAAUUUAAUAUUUUCUGUUUUGUUUCUCCAUGAAGUGUAGAAUUGAAUUUCUGCUCACUUUUGAGUUAUCCAUGAUAUGAAGUACAUUGCCGUAUUUUUGGGAAUGAAAAAGCUUUCAUUAUGUCUUAAUUUUCUGCCAGUUGAGAGGGUCAUAAAAGAAACCAUAUGGAAGGAUCUAGGAGGACCUGUUUAACUUCCCCUUGACAUUGUUAGGUUUGAUUUCUAUUUCUUGAACAGCCUUCUGAGGUAGCCUUGUAACAGUUGGUUUUGCUACAAAUUGUGAUCAGUAAGGAGUCUUUGGGCAUGCUUGACUGGUAGACUAUUGCUGUUAAUAGGUCUGCAAUUUAUCAAGGUGACCAUAGCCAUGGUAAUAGAUGUAUGAUAUCUGUGAAGAUUACGUAUAACAAAUUAAGAAAGCUGUUUUUCUGACCAAGAAUGAGGGAGUCCCCCGUCAUUGCAUGACCAACCAGGCUUUAAAACUGACAUUUCUGCCAUACUCUGGCAUACAGCAUUCCUCAUUUAGAAUGCACUGUUCCAUCAUGUUAGUCUUUAAUAUUGUGGUGCUCAGUGCUGGCAUGUACUUUCCUCGACCAGUUCACAACAACACCCAAACCACUGUCUGGUUCCAGUUUGGGAUUUCAGAUGUGUUUUGAAAAAUGAAGCUUGUGAGGAAAGGCUGCUGUGUUAGGUUAGUGAUGUAUCAGAUCUCUGAGUGGUUCCAUGGUUAAAGUUCCAUACAUGAGUGCUCAUCACCCAGAAGAGUAGUCACUAAAUAUCAAACUGACAGUGAAACAGCACUGAUGAAAACUUGCUCUCUCUCUCUUAAAUCUUUUAUUGUAUGAGAGGUUGGUGCAUCCUCCCCCCAUUGUGGAGACUGCCCCCCCAUAUUACCCCUACUCUUUAAAUAUACUAACUCCAAGACUACUGUAUCCCUGUAAAAGGUGGAAUAUGUUAGAUGACACUGUCUCAUUCUUUAAAAAAAUCCACCAUCUCACACAUUUUGUGAUCACUCAGAGUGUCUAUCGCAAGUGACUCUCAGUUAAUCCUGGCACCACCUCUGAGUAUUUGAAUCCACAGGGUCUGUGCGUAUGGCUAACACAGAAUGUAACAUCUUGCUACAUGUAUAGCAGAUAAUGUCACUGGUAGAGGAUGUGUGUCUGCUGUGCUUGCUUAGGCGUCCUCAUUUAUGUUGCAGAAUCUGUACAGCCACUGAUACUUCUACCAGUCUGUAGAUUCUGUGCAGGAACUAGUGUCUCUGGUAUAUAGAACACUAUUGUUUCAGCAUUCCUGGUAUUUAUUCCAUAUGUAGCCUUAUAAACAAAUAGCUGGAAAGACUGCAGACAUUAUACGUAGAUCACAAAAAUGAUUUCAGGUUUUCUCGAUGUUCUCAUGCUUUUCAGUUGAUUAGUGUACUGUUCUGGCAGUAUAGCAUAUUCUGCAAUUUUUUUCUUUUAGGCUAGGUGAAUUGUCUGCAUCCACCCUUCUGCCUCUCUCUCUCCAUAUUUCCCCUGUGUCACUUGUUUAACAUCGUCACAGUGGAAGGAAUUAGAAGAAUGCAGUGGUCCUUGUGCCUUUCUGUAUUAACUUGUCAUUGUCAGACAUACUGAUUUUGAUGUGGUGUUAAUCUUGUAUGCAUUGCUGUUAUUGGGGCUUCCUCGUUACAUUCACCCUGAUUGUCAUUGAAAGGCAGAUCCCAGAGUCUUUUUGUUUUGUUACAUCAUAAUCUCAGUACUGAAUCUGUGGCAUUCACAACCACGAUAAAAAACAUUGUGUGAGAAAAUGACUUCAGCUGAACAGGAGAUGCAAAAAGCUGCUUUACUUUUUCAGCUGAAAAGAUUUUCUCACAUUUAAUUUUCCUUGUGAUUUUCGGUUUUAGGUAGUUGCAGUUCAACCUGCCAGUAGUCAGGAGUGGAACACUUGACUGGACAUAAUCAGGUAUUAAUGAGUUAAACGAGGCACGCAGAGUCUUUUUACCCUACAUUACAACUUUUAAUAUUUCCUCUUUUAUAUUUACCAACUGAAGUACUGCUAAAGUCUUCUUCUUUACAUGUUUUUUUUUUUUACUAUUAAAAAUUUAAGUGUACAUGCUGUGGAGCUUUUCUUCCGGGGCCAUUGCUAAAAAGGGGUCAUCAGCUCAGCUAGACAAACCCGGUCAACAAAUGUAAAAUAAAUAAAUAAUGAUUUGCUUUUAUUUUGGUGACCCACAGCUGCAUGGGCAGCCCCAUAAAAACACUGCUGAAAAAUCUUCCAUGGGUAUCUUGCAUGACACCGUAGUUUUAACUGCUAUGGCUCUGUGGCUGACAUUCUCUUGAAGGCCAUGCUUUAAGCAUUUAGGUUAAUAUUAGUAGCACAGUGUUUUCUUAAUGGUGUAGGGGAUCCAUUUUAUGCAACAAAUGUAUAUUCAUUUUAUUCCAUGUUGAAAGGAAGGUUUGAAUGCCCUAGGCAGUGUAUGAAUUUAAAUAUUGUUAGUAAAGACAAACUCAUUAGCUGUUUUAAGUGCUCAUGCAAAUGGUUUAAAGAAUAUUUUAUAGUGAAAUACACUGGGUUUGAUGACACUGUGAUGCUAAAUGUUUUUCAGAGCUUUUUAACUUCACAUCCUUUUAUAUCUUCCUCCUCGCCACAUCCUUUUAUAUCUUCCUCCUCACCCAGUUCCCUACCUCCAGUUAACCUGCAGAUGAUGACUUUUGCCUUCAGCCACUCUGCUCAUCCAUUCCAUCAGGUGAGACCCAGAUCCUAGGGCUAGUCAAGAGUCCUAUGAUCUAUUCUUUCCUGCCUGGGGAGCCCACUCAGAACAUUUGUUUCCCCCUUUGGUGAGACUUUCAUUGGUAGGGAACAGGCCAGAUUCAAAUCCAGUGAAUUGGCCAACCCUUCCCAUGGGGUUCUAAUUCCCCAUGGCAACUUCCUUGAGCUGUAAAUAAUGCUGCCUACUGUAGGCGAGUGUGCGUAGUACAUGUGCCACAUAUCCACACAUACUUACUAUUCCCUGAGCUGCUUCUAUGCAAGGCAUUGCUUGGUAGUGUAUGUGCUCAGCAAGCUUGUAUUCCAUUGGUUUGACGCACAGUCCUGCCACUAGGUGUCACCCAAGAAAUGAGCCAGAGCUGCCCCCCCCCCAAGAUGUGCGAGUCUGCAGUGAUCAUUCAUCCUUAUCCUCCUCUUCUCACUCCCUACAGUAUCCAUUCUAUUAAUUGAAUACAGGUCAUCUAGGUCACCUCAAGGCUUCUUUUCUCUGUGCCAGUGGAAUGGGGUUGCAUUCUGUUGCAUUUUUAUGACUUGCUUGUUUACAUGUAUGCCUGUUAAUCAUGCUUUGCAGUACCAAGACUGCAUGAAAUUGUUAUUUUUGCCUUUGUUCAGUGAUCAUGCCUUUCAUUUUCUGUAUAAAAUGUGCAAAAUUGCAUGGAUGGAAAUAUCAUAAUAUAUAUAUAUAUAUAUAUAUAUAUAUAUAUAUAUAUAUAUAUAUAUAUAUAUAUAUAUAUAUAUGAGUCUACUUUUAUUAAUCGAAGUUACAUUUCAUUGACUAACAAAAGUAUGACCUGACUUUCGCUAAAGUGCACUUCAAUGAAAGUGCACUUUCGAGAAUUCCAGUUCACCGAACCGGCAAUAAAAGAUGAAAAAGAACACUUUAAAGUCUGUUUUGCAGGGGGGAAAGCACCCCUGCACCCCCACGCCCCUGCUACAUUGUAUAUACUAACUCCGAGAUCACACUACAGUGGGGAAACAGGUAUAUUCCUUUAUCCCCACUGUAGCAAAAUGGACUUUAAAGAGUCCUUUUUUUAUUUUUAUUUUCGGUUCGCUGAACCAGAAUUCACGAAAGUGCACUUCGACAGUCAGGUCAUACUUUUGUUAAGUCAAAGAAACUCAACUUCAUCUAAUAAAAGUAGACCCAUAUGUAGAUACGAGUCUACUUCAGAUCACUGAAAUCCCAUUUCACUGACUUUCAUUUCACUGAUACCAAAUCACCCAAAUUGUACAACACUGACAACUCAUUUUACUGACAAUUACAAUGCUAAAUUUCAAAAGACAAAAUGGGAAACCAUAGACAGACACACUCACAAAACUAAUGACUACCUCUUUCCACAACUAAAAGCUACUUACUUAUUCUAUUAACAGAAACCAAAUGGUAUCCCCAACUAUAUAUACUAACUCCAAGAUUGCACUAAGGGCAUAUACCUUUUACUUACUUUGCAGUACUCUACAUGCUGCUACUACUGCUGUGAAGUCUGUAGCUUACAAUUCAGUGAAAUGAGAUUCAGUGAAUUGAAUUUUCAGUAUUUUGAAAAUUAGGUGAUUUGGUCUCAGUGAAAUUAAUUUCAGUGAUCUUAAGUAGACUAAGACACACAUACAUAUACAUGCAUGUAUGUUUUGUGUGUGUGUGUAAGUCCACAUAUAUGGUUGUGAUCCAUUCUCAAAUGACCAGUGAGCAAAGGCAAUAGGGUUUACAGAUAGUUGGUACUCUAAUUAAAUGAUUACUAGUAUUAGCUGCAAAUUUCCACAUGAAAAGUGUGAACCACUUAGACUUGGAGAGGUCUGAAACAUUUGUAUGUCGGGGAUGUUAAAUGCCCAAGUAAUACUGUAAUGUUAUGGUAUGCUGUCUUGCAACUAUUAUCUUUCAUAAAAUCUUGCUUGGUUUUAAAAGUGGCAACACUACAGCUCUCUUUGUCAAGUUAUAAAAGCAUACCUCACUGUAAGUCUUAUUUUGCCGUUGUGGUACUAUGUUCUGUGACAACGCAAACAGUGGUAUACAGCCCAGUUACACAGGCGUACCUUGCCGUUAAAUGCAUUCCUUACAUAGGGCUAGUAGGGCUGUAAGGUCUGUUUGCUUAGGACUGUUAAGUUUCUAGUUUGUUUGCUUUUGCACCUUGUACUUUUUAUUGACCUUGUAUACUGUGUUUAUUGUUGUUCACUAGUAUCUUUCUUAUUUUAUAAUAGUUUGGUACCUUUAAGUGAUCUUUAGAGAUAAUUACUGCACAUUGUUAUCUGAGGUACCUCUCUAGGCUAUUCUCAGUGCUGAAAUGAACAGCUCUCAUUAUAGAGUCCGAAAAUUAAGUUUAAAAAAAAAAAACAGCUGUUAUGCCAGUUUGGUACUAUUUCCUCUAUAUAAGACGUAUCUCCAAAAUAAUCCUUAGUUAGGAUAGCAAGUAUCCUACACCAAUACAUUUUACAAGUCUUGGCUGAUACUGUGAAAAGCUUCACAGAAAGCACUGUGAGGAUGAAAGUCCCUUGUCUGUUCAUUGCCACUACAUAUAGAAUUAUUUCUUGCAGUUUAUAUGUGACCAGCCCAGCUUCAGCCAUUCCCGGAAAAGCACUAUAGGCCAUUCCUACAUGCUUCUUCUGAUGAAAUCUGUGUCCUGAUGGCAUCCUGUCAGACUGAUGCAUUCAGUCUGAUUGAAUUUUAGACCAUCCUGGCAUAAUCUGUCUUUUUUUUUUUUAUAUACAGAUUUUAUGUGACUAUUCAUGUGUGGUGCUAAUUAAAAAGAAAAAAAACCUUGGCUUCUUAUUGGAAAACUUGCAUUUUGUUUGGUUCUUUAGAAAUGUUAAGUGCUGGAUCUUAUUCGAUCUUAUUCGAUGCAGAGCUAAUGUCUUCGGUGGCAAUGUAAUAUGCCACUUAAACAGAUUUCUUGAACAUUGGCAGAUUUGUUAGCUUUAAACUGUUCCACUUUGUUCACAGCUUCUCACUCAGCUCAAUUGAUUUGAUAAACAUAUUCAUAGUUCUUAUCACUUCUGUUUUCCUUGCAACUUGCUUUCAUUUAACUUUAAUGACUUUUGAUAGAAACUUGAAUAUUUCCGCUAAACUAAUUAUCUUCACUAGACAGUUGUGUCCACUCUUAAGUGGCAUUCACUAAAAGUCUCAGGUUAAUCCAGCGGCUUUCUCUAUGAUUUUCUGUACAAUUUCUUGUUUAGAAUUCUGUUUACAGUCUGUAUCAUGAAGCUUCUUCCCUUUUUCCUGCAGCUUGCACCACUUUCACGUGCAGGGGCACAUAGUCAGGGUUUUUAGAAUUGUAAGCAAACUGGUGGGGGAGGGAAAGCCCCCCCCCCCCAAGUUGUAGGCCAUGAAAUUCACAUUUUUGAAGAUUAUAGCUUUUUCACUGUAAAAAAGAUAGGCUUAAAAAAGCCAGUAGUGUAGCACAUAUUGCACAAAAAAUUAUAUUAAACUGUUCUCACCAUUGCAUAUUUUGUAUGACUGGCUGCAUCCAUGUUCACACAUCUAUUUGUAGAGCAAGUAAUUUCACAGAAAAUAUGUUUUUCUCAUGUUAUACACUGAGUUAUUUUUGAUUCCUGCAGACAUGAAAUUUGCAGUUCAUCUUUUUGUUCUGUUGAUGUAUUGUAUUCCUUCACUUUUUGGUCUCACAGACACUUGCCAGCACUCCACGGGCUUCUUUUGUAUUUGAUAAAUGGGGUCAAGCACUGGUCUACAUGGACAUUUUUCAUACUUCUUGGUUAAUGUUAAACCUGCCACUGACAUUUUUAUGACUGUUUCUUUGUCUACAGUUGCAUAGAUAUACUUUCAGAAGAAAACAGUCUGUCUAGUUCAUUUGAUUUAUGCAGUGUACUCUACAGCUGUCCUUCAAAAUUUUCCAUCCAUCCUACACCCUUCUGGUGGAAUCACUUGACCUGUUCUUUACCAUAUAUUCUGGCAAGCUAAUCCUACUAUCCACAUCAUUCUCAGAAGUAAUAGUCCCCUGUAUUCAGAAUGAAGUUAGUUAUCUUAAUCUGAGCUUUAUGGCCUCUUCUGACUUGUCUUUCUUUAUUAGCUGUUUCUUUGCAGUCCCUUUUAAUUAUUUUGCAUAUUUUAAUUUUUUUCCACCUAACUUCUGUUGACAAGAGUCCAAUCAUUAUACAUAUCUCCUCAUAGUCUUGGCCAUACAUCCAUUCAUGUGUGUCAUCCUUAUGGCCUUUUCUCUAUUUUCUAUCAUUUAUUUUUUUAUUUUUGUUUAAAUGUUGUGGUUCUGGGUACAUAGCAAUUUCUUUUUAAAGUGGUGUGUGUUUUUCCACUGGACACUGUUUUGGUUUAUUUUUUUUUUCUUUCUGUGAUGAUCUUUUGUUUGUCUCUAACCAUCUUCCUGGGGUAGGAUAGUGUCUCUUCCUAAGAUCCUUUGUCAUUCAACAGUUUUAUUUGUUAUGGUCUUUGAGAGUCUGAAAAGGAUUGCCUUCUUGGAGAAUUUACACAUUCUCUACCAUCUGAAGGUUCUGCUGGGAAUGGUAUGCCUUGUAUUUCAGGACCAUAGCAGGUACAGAAGCUUAGCUAAGGAGGGGAGUGAAGGGGGCAGCUGUUAUGGGUGCAGGAUGUUAAGGGAGCGCAAUCAGCAGUUGCCAGUAUGGGACUUUACUGCUGUACCUGCAUUCAAAAAUGAAUGCUGAUACUGAAACAUUGAAGCACUUUAUGGGUUGUAGGUGACAUAGAAAUAGCAACUGUAGCAAAGUACAACUACUUGCCACAAUUAUUAUACUGUAGCAAACUACAACCACUUGCUACAGUUUCAAACAGAAGAGUGUUUUUUUGGGUUGCUUAACUUAGAGUUGAAGGGUGUCAGAUCGAGCGCACUGGCACCAGAUACCAAAAUAACCUUGUUACGUCUCUGAUCAUCUCUGUUUAAUUCCUUACCUUAUUAAGGUGGGUUAAUAUGUAUGUUUCCUGUUGGGUGUCUUGUCUUUCACUUUGGCUGGUAUAGAAUCUACCCAUUUCCAUGGAUAUAUUUGGUAGAAUUUAGCCAGGAAGUGGCCACAGACCCAUACUUUCAUUUUAAUGCUUCUUCAUAGACCUCACAUGACACAUACACACACCCCUUCCAUUUCCUGAUAACAAAAUUCACCACACUUACCGAUUGCUUCUUUCUGUCUGAACCCAGUUUUGCCCUUCACUGGCAGGGUCUUUGGCUUCCUGCAGGAUAUACUACAUGCUGGCUGAGAAGCAAAGAGCAGAAGUAAUGCACUGGGCAACAAUGUGAGGUUGUCAUCCUGACUGCGUCUUUAAUUGUGCCAAGUGCAUUCAAGGAUGCAGAAGUGCACUUACCUUGUAACCUACACUCCCUUGACUCCUGAUAAUGUGCAGUAUUGGGUUCCCCAAGUAUCAUGCAGGCUUCUCUUGACUUCUCUGCCUUCCUUAAGGAAAUAAGAGCAGAUGAAUCACUGCUGGUUGUCUUUCCCUUUCUCGGUUACAAUCCCAAGCUCAAUUCCAAAGGCAGGUAGAGGCAGUGCAAAUGGAUACCAUACUUUUUCACUUCUAAUUGACUAUUACAUUCUUAACACCACAGAACCUCAGUGUGUUGUUUUUAGCUAUGCCUGUUCAGUUCAGUUGCAUUCCUCUUUCAUCAUUUUGUGGUGCUGUUAGUUCCCCUGCAUGUGCUGAUUCUCCAUUUAUAGUAAAAGGCAUGGUGUCCCUACUUGUUUCUUUUAUUACGUUCGUUUACAAACACUGAGGGUGGAAAACUUAGAGACCUUUGUUUUCCUUGUUAUACUGUCUGCAUUGUGUAUGAUCUUUGCCGAAAGCAGGGUUCUGUGUAGACCUGAAUGGCCUUUUACCAUCCUUGUCUUUUGUUGCAUCGAGCUUCCCUCUGACAGUUUCUUGACUAAGCCUGAAACAAACAAAACCAGUUAAGUUAGGUGGACCCCAUAACUGCUUCUUACUAUAUAUUACUGACUGGGAAAUAGGUGUCUAUUUUGAGCAUCGUUUAGUGCCUUCCCAUCUGUUUGUUUCUGUAUCAAAAGAAUCUUGGCAUCACACCUUAGAAGUUUAAUUAGUUGCUUUGAUAGAGAAAAGUAGAGAGUCUCUCUCAUUCCAGCUUACAAUAUGUCAGUAGUAAACUUUGGUGUUUAGAAACCAUCUGAAUGUAGAUGCGGUAACAUCCUAGUAGUAGUCUAACGAAUGAGAGUUCACAGAUUGAUGCAGGCUUUAUUGAGUAAAGCCUGGCUGGUUGCAAAUCAGAAGCAUUUGCUUAGGGAAGUGCCUGGUAUCCUUUUCUGCAAAUGUGGGAAGAAAUAGAGAACUCCUCCUUCAAACCAGGGGUCACAUAGGUUGGCAGAGCUUCCAGUGGCAUUCAUUUACCCAAGGAAAGAAACCCCUGGGAAUGUGGAAAUAUGUAACGCGGUUCAACAGUGGAAAGCAGGUGGAGGACUAACUUUAUUCAUGGUAGAUUUUUUUGCCAUUGUUUGACAUGGUCAUAUUUCAGUUUCUGAUAGUCUUUAUUUGCAAAGUUUUUGUUUAAACAACUUCAAAAUGUCUAAGCCUUUGACACUGUCCACCACUUCUUGCAAACUGUAAUUGGGGAAAGGGCAUAGCAGAUAUUUUUAGCAAAGUUAGCACUGGGUGAUCAUGAAGUGAUACCAUUACAUAUAAGCAGCUGUCCCAUUUCAUCAGUUACUGGUCAUGUAGAACCUUGCUGAUAGGUAACUGAACUAGCUGAAACAGUCUUUGACAUUAAUUUUGUAUGGUUUCAUGUGGCGGUACUCUUAAAAAUGCAAUAUCCUUUUCAUAAAUCGGUUAAGUACCUUUUCAUAAUUGAAAAAAGUAUGUAAAAUAUAGGAGCACACUAAGGGGAAUAUUUUGUGUUUUACUUAAAACAAUCGGAAGAUUGUAGAUUGGUUACUUUUUAUGUAACUUGUAUGUUCUAGCAGUGUUGAAAUAAUUUGUACCAUUGCUGUUUAUGUAUAAACUUGUGAGUGUUGACAAGGUGAUAAAAAUGACCUAGUUUACUUGAAUGCUUCUGUAACAUAUUAAGAUUUAUUGAACCAACCUUUGCUGAGGAGACGGUGAUUAUCUGCUUUUGUCAGUAAGGGAAAACACGUCUGUCUUAAUUUUUUUUUUUUUUUUUUGAAAUUAUGUAGUCUGUUCUGUAUAACUAGAACACUUAAACAGAAAUAAAAAUUUGCUCUACAGUG